Messenger RNA from Wallemia mellicola CBS 633.66, 291 nucleotides. RefSeq lists its product as hypothetical. The coding region runs from base 1 to 291 and encodes 96 amino acids. NCBI's taxonomy places the organism in Eukaryota, Fungi, Basidiomycota, Wallemiomycetes, Wallemiales, Wallemiaceae. The transcript has a single exon. The record is from RefSeq and is a predicted model, not a curated record.
AUGAAGUUAUCAGUUUUCUCAACCAUCUGCGUCGUUCCAUUUGCUAUUCUCGCACUUAUCAACUCAGCUUCAGCUGAUCAUAUCGGUGGCUGCACAAAAAGUGAUAAUUCAUACGCACCUUACUGGACUAAAGAGUGUUGUCGUAUAGCAGCAGACCAAUACAGUAUCCCAUACGGCUAUAGUGAGAAAUAUGGAGAUUGUCGUAGCUCUAUUACGGCAGAUAACAGAUUGAAUGGCAAGAUGUUCUCCAAGUGUUGUUCUAACAGGGAUUUGGGAUACUACAGCCAAUAG